ACUUACUUAACUAACUGCAUCCAGUUCUUGGAGACCAGAUUUUAAUCACUGGUGUAGGUAAUGGUGAAGAGUAGAAAUAGUCAGUUCUUUCAGGUUUUUUCUAGGUGAAUCUAGUCUGACAUCACUGAUUUAUGGAUGUUCACAACAUUAAAGCCUUCUGAGAUUUUUCUUGUAAGUAACUUUGAGAAGGCUAUAAUUAUGACCUAAUUUUCAGGGUUUGUUUGUUUGUUUGUUUGUUUGUUUUAGUGCUGGCAUUUAACUCACAGACACACAUAUUAAGCAGACUUGACCACUGAGCUAUACACUUCCAGUCCCAAUGUUGUAUCUCACUCAGCAUGUGAGAGUUUUUCCUGGUCUUGGAUAAAGCUUUUCUGUAAACCAUGAAUUAUAUUCUUGAAGGUAUUUUAAAUAACACGUACAUCAUUUUAUUUUGAUAUUUCUUUAUUUAACCAAAGUUUCAUCUCUUCCUAAAGGAACUCUUCAAUUUCUUGAGUUUUAGCUUGACUACAGAUGACAGGAUUUGAGAUUUGGUGAACUUGGAGUUUGGGUUUAUAAACACUUGCCUUAAUUAAUGCUUUAAUGACAUCUCAGUUUAUCCGGAGAUUUGGCAAAGGUUCCUAUGAGAGGUAACUUUAAGUGAACCAUCACAGGUCAUCAACUGGUGAGUUGACUUGGUGAUUCAUUGAGUUAAUUUGGAAACAGGAGGUCAGGAUGACUCAUUUUAACUCUUUCUGGCUCCCUGUGUGCUGACUUCUUGCUCUGCAUUUGCUUAUCCUCAAAAAGAAGCCCUGGUUCAGGUCCCUUUUAGAACACUUUUUCAAGCUCAAAUAGCUGAACAGUAAUCAUCCAUGCACCUCUAAUUAAAAUUAAAAGGAAAACCACAUUUAGUAACGGGAUUAUGGUUGAAUUGCUCUUAUCUAAUGACCCCAUGAUUUCAUUUUUUCUCAACAAGAUACUUUUUGUGUCUUACUUCUAAAGCUGUAUCCCUUAACAUCGAUGCUGUGUAUUUCUGUGGCUAAAAUGAAACCUAAAAGACUCUUCCAUGACAAUGGGUCCAUGCUUCGGUCUAAUGAUGGAAUGACUCUAUCUGUUUUGUCCUCAAAAGGUUUGUUUCUAAACUGUCCCACAUUUUUUCUGUAACAGUAAGAGUGGAGCCAGGAGACGGAAUGGGAUUGGAAAGGCCUGGAAAGGGACCUGCAUGUGUGAGUGUUUCUAUGGUACAGGGAAACUGCUCACUGAAUCGAUGCAAAACUCAAGUACCUAAAUAAAAUUAAAAUUAACUUGGAAUCAGAUGGAUUUACUAAUUAGUAAAAUACCAAAAUGUUGAGAGAAAUAGAACUGUCAUGUUCUAAGGACAUACAUAGUGAAUUUUCUUUCAUUGAGGAUGGUAUUGCCAAUUAUGAAAUGACUUAUAAAAGUAAUCCUCGAGUUAGUUCAAAAACUGUCUUCCAUCCUACCUAUAUAGUUUCUCUUCCAGAGGUUGGGGUUGAGUCUGGUAGCCUCUGUUUAAAAGUCUUUGAAAGAAAUGUGGAUGCAAGUGGUUAGUAAGACAUAUUUAGAGAAACAUUACAGUGAAGUCUAAUUUCAUAUUCAGAUGCUUAGUUCUGUUUCUAUUUUUGAGCAUGUAUUCCAUCUGCCUUAAAUAUACAUUUGCGCAUAAUCACACACCAAAAUACAGCCCUCAGGGUUGCCUUGGAAUUCUUAGAAUGGAAUGGGAUGGUACCUAUCAUGCCCCUAUGUUGUGUCUAGAAGCCCUCAGCGUUAGCAAGCUUUUGUAGAGAUACUGUCGAACGUCCUUCCGAGUGACCGGUGUUUGGAGAUAGAUUCAAUCAAAGGAAGGCUACGGAAGAAAUGCACAAUGUGAAGCCAGACGAAAGUUCCAGCACGGAGGGGCACUGGUGGGCAUGGUGUCUCAGCACUAACCAAACAGCUAUUGGCGUGUGACAACUGCUGGGAGAGAAAGAGUCAGCUGUCUUUGAUGAUGUGACCCCUAGUAGGUCAGCCAUACUCCAGGGCAGGCCCCUACUCCAGGGCAGGCCCCAUCCCCAGGAGUGGUAAGAAAGCCACACUAACUGGACUCAGUAAAAGAUGAAGUGAUUGAGAAGAAAGAGUGAGCCCCUUGCCUUUGCAGACAGGACAGCAUGGAGCAGCCCUUCACUGUGAACUCGCUGAAAAAGUUAGCUGCUAUGCCUGAUCAUACAGAUGUGUCUCUAAGUCCAGAGGAGCGGGUCCGUGCCCUAAGCAAGCUUGGUUGUAACAUCUCCAUUAAUGAAGACAUCACCCCACGCCGUUACUUCAGGUCUGGAGUAGAAAUGGAAAGGAUGGCAUCCGUGUAUUUGGAAGAAGGAAACCUGGAAAAUGCCUUUGUUCUUUAUAACAAAUUUAUAACAUUGUUUGUAGAAAAGCUUCCCAGCCAUCGAGAUUAUCAGCAAUGUGAAGUACCAGAGAAGCAGGAUAUCAUGAAGAAACUGAAGGAGAUUGCAUUCCCAAGGACAGAUGAAUUAAAAAAGGACCUGCUAAGGAAAUAUAACACAGAAUACCAAGAGUAUUUGCAAAGCAAAAACAAAUAUAGAGCUGAGAUUCUCAAGACGUUGGAACAUCAGAGACUGAUAGAGGCCGAGCGCAAGCGGAUAGCUCAGAUGCGCCAGCAGCAACUAGAAUCCGAACAGUUCCUGUUUUUCGAAGAUCAACUCAAGAAGCAGGAGUUGGCCCGAGGCCAGAUGCGAGGUCCAGACCCGGCAGUGCUGUCUGAGCAGACGGAUGGAAGCGGGCUCUCCUGCUUUUCUACCCACCAGAGCAACUCUCUGCGGAAUGUAUUUGCCGAUCAGCCUCAUAAAAGUGAUGGAAGCGGUUUCGCUGACCAUUCUCCUCCCGUGAACAGGGCCUUAAAGCCAGCGGCUUUAAGUGCUGUUCAGAAUUUAGUGGUAGAAGGACUGAGAUGUGUGGUUUUAUCAAGAGAUCUUUGCCAUAAAUUUCUGCUGCUGGCUGAGUCUAACACAGUGAGAGGAAUAGAAACCUGUGGGAUCCUCUGUGGCAAACUGACACAUAACGAAUUCACUAUCACCCAUGUGAUCGUGCCAAAGCAGUCUGCGGGCCCAGACUAUUGUGACAUGGAGAAUGUAGAGGAAUUGUUCAGUGUUCAGGAUCAACAUGGUCUCCUCACGCUCGGAUGGAUUCAUACACACCCCACGCAGACUGCGUUCCUGUCCAGUGUGGAUCUUCACACUCACUGCUCCUAUCAGCUUAUGUUGCCGGAGGCUAUUGCCAUUGUGUGUUCCCCAAAGCAUAAAGACACUGGCAUUUUCAGGCUCACCAAUGCUGGCAUGCUUGAGGUUUGCGCUUGUAAAAAGAAGGGCUUUCAUCCUCACACCAAGGACCCCAGGCUGUUCAGUAUAUGCAGCCAUGUGUUAGUAAAAGACAUCAAAACAAUUGUGUUGGAUCUGAGGUGACAUGCUCCAAAUACAAGACCAUCUGCACCAGAUACCUGCCAUGAAUAUGUAUGACUGCUGAAUUUCUUAUGAUGUUUCCAGAAGUGACUGAUAUUUUAUAUUUAUAUAUUUUAGAUCAAAAGUUUGAUAUUUAUUGUUCUUGCACAUUUUGAAGUUUCCUUUUUGGGUUGCUGUGUCUCAAAGGAGGUCACAUGCUGUUCAACCUAUGCCUAUUGAUGUACCCAAAUAAUAUCCUCAGAAAUAAAUUGUGUUGCAAAUAGCAA
This is a messenger RNA of Mesocricetus auratus (golden hamster), 3712 nucleotides long. It is a transcript of the gene Stambpl1, whose product is annotated as STAM binding protein like 1. Gene Ontology annotation, biological process: protein K63-linked deubiquitination. Gene Ontology annotation, molecular function: protein binding; metal-dependent deubiquitinase activity; K63-linked deubiquitinase activity. The record is from RefSeq and is a predicted model, not a curated record. NCBI's taxonomy places the organism in Eukaryota, Metazoa, Chordata, Mammalia, Rodentia, Cricetidae. Bases 2142 to 3449 code for a protein of 435 amino acids. The transcript is spliced from 12 exons. Gene Ontology annotation, cellular component: endosome; membrane.